GUUGCCGCCAGCAUCAGCCGAGUCAACGCGUGUGUCAGUGCGGUGCUGUGCGUGGCAAUGCGUGUCAGUGGGUGCACGAUUUAGUAGAGUGCCUACAGUAACUUGACUGCCAGUGACAAGUGACAUUCUGUUGAGAUACAUUUUAGAAGUCUAGAGUUAGUUUAGAGGUGGCUAAAGAGAUAAAAAUAAAAGAUCCAGCAUGUCAGUGGUGCAGCCAUUUCCAGUGGAGAAGGAGUACGGGAAAAACCCGGACAUAUCCCGUGAUGAUGUCCACAAGCUGCGGGAGUGGCUGAAGACACAGCCUCAUCUACCAGGGGAGCACUUGACAGAAUUGGACCUAGUGAUAGUGUACCACUGCUGCGAGCGCAGCGCGGAGGUGUCGAAGCAAGUGUUGGACCUCCACUUCACGCUGCGCACCCUGUUUGCGCCCUUCUUCAAGGACCGCGCCCUGGACAAAAAGACGGACCUCGCGUUUGAUACUGUCCUGUACGCCCCGCUGCCCACCCCGACGGUACACGGCUACCGUGCAGUGUACCUGCGGCUGCUAGACCCCGACCCUCGCAACUUCAUGUUCGUGGAGUGUGUCAGGACCUUCAUGAUGAUGUUUGACCUGUGGCAGCAGGAGGAGGGGACCUGGCCUGGAUUCGUGAUCAUGAUUGACAUGGACCGGGCGACCAUGAGUCAUGUUGCCAAGUUGGACAUCAUGGCUGUCAGACAAGUACUUUACUUCCUUCAGGAAUGUAUGUUGGUGAAACUAAAAGAGGUGCACUUCCUGAACGCGCCGGUGUUCAUGGACAAGGUGAUGAUGAUGCUGAAGCCGUUCAUGAAGAAGGCUCUACUGGACAUGAUCCGCAUCCACCAGGCGAAGGCGCCGGAGCUGUACCAAUACAUCCCCAAGGAGGCGUUCCCCAAGGAAGAAGGGGGCGAGUACAAGGACCAUGCUACUAUACGUGACGAGUUGAUAAAGCGUCUCUAUGCCAACAAACAGUUCUUCGUGGAUGAGAACAAGCGACGGGUCGACCAGAGCAAGAGGCCUGGCAAGGCGACCACAGUUGAAGACCUCUUCGGCAUACAAGGCAGCUUCAAGAAGCUCGACAUAGACUGAGACGGGAGCCAAACCAGACAGCCCAGCUUUUUUAUUUUACUUUAUGACGUGACUUCUUGUAGAUAUGCCGCAAAUGACAUUAACUACUUGGCUGGACUGCUACCUGGCAGCCGAGUUGCAAAUGUUACUGCGUGUACAAUCAAAUAGCAAAAGUGCAGUCACUGAGCCCAUUAUUUGUAAACAUUGGUGAAAUUAUGAACCACUUUAUAUUUUUGUAGGUGUUUUUGGUCUAUUACAGACACGACAUGUAACCAAGAGGUCUUAAGUGCAAUCAGUUAUUUUUUUACUUAGUAAGAAACUGAUUGGGCUUUUGCAGCUUAUCGUACAUCGCUAACGUAUAACCAUAGUCCUCCUAUAAAAAAUAGACCACCAAUCUCUGUAAAAAAGUGUCCGCGGCGCAUCUUGUCACAAGCGAUUGCGUGUAACGACCCUGUACGGUCACGAGUACUAAUAUGUAUACACUUUGAAACCAUGUCACAUUAACUUUUUUGACAAAUUACACCGUAAGUCUCAUUAAAUGUCAAAUAUGAUAGUGCGACAGGAUUCUAAAGUGGGUAAAUGAUAUUGCUCAUGACUGUACAUCCGAUAUUGCACUUUAUUUGAACAGCCUUAUACAUCUUAAUUUCAGGGGACGAACUAAUAUUAUCUACAUAACUUAAUGUAUACGUAUUUACAACAUGUUUCGGACGCUUUUUUAGAAAAACUUCUUAGCGAAUGUGGGUCUAUUUGCAUAUAAGAUGUCAGUGUGUAUAACCCUUCCGAAUUAAAUGAACACCUUGCGCCAAGAACUAUGCUUGCGAGCGUCUUGAUAAGUUAGCGAGUGUAGAAAUAGGCUUUGCGAUUCUUUCAAUAGAUGAUACUUUAAUAUUACAUUCAGGGUUUAAAUUAUGUUAGCAAGAUUUUGGGAGUAGGUAUAAGGAAUGGUUGGUAUUUAUAAUUGUAAUUAUAGAUGUUGGCAAGAGGAUAAAAUUCUGUAACGAUGAUAAUCCACAAAUGUUUACUUUUAAGUCUUUCUUUGGAAGUAUUGUGAUGAUAAAUAAAUAGAAAUAAGUGUAA
Messenger RNA from Pectinophora gossypiella (pink bollworm), 2161 nucleotides. Its product is annotated as alpha-tocopherol transfer protein-like. Gene Ontology annotation, molecular function: phosphatidylinositol bisphosphate binding. Lineage: Eukaryota; Metazoa; Arthropoda; Insecta; Lepidoptera; Gelechiidae. Gene Ontology annotation, cellular component: membrane. The transcript is spliced from 7 exons. The record is from RefSeq and is a predicted model, not a curated record. Bases 200 to 1105 code for a protein of 301 amino acids.